AUGGGAGAGGUUGAUCGAGCUUUCAUUCAAGCUCAAGAGCACAGGCCAAAACCCAAGAUCAUCGAAGCAGAAGGAAUACCCUUAAUUGAUCUUUCCAUAACCAGUACUCCCAACACCAACUUAAACGAUCCUCAUGCACUUGAUGGUCUUGUUGAGGAAAUAGGCAACGCAUGCAGAAAUUGGGGGUUUUUUCAAGUGAUCAAUCAUGGGGUGCCACUGGCUAAGCGACAAAACAUUGAGAAGGUAUCAAGAGAAUCUUUUGGUCAGCCUUUAGAGGAGAAAAAUAAGAUUAGGAGAAAUGAGGAGCAAGUGUUGGGUUAUUAUGACACUGAGCAUACCAAGAAUGUUAGGGACUGGAAAGAAGUGUUUGAUUUCAAUGUCCAAGAUCCAACUAUUGUCCCAGCUUCAUACAAGCCUGAUGAUAAGGAACUAACCAAGUGGUUUAAUCAGUGGCCUGAAAAUCCACCUAACCUAAGAGAUAUCUGUGAAGAGUAUGCUAAAGAAAUGGAAAAACUAGCUUUCAAAUUGAUGGAGCUAAUAGCCCUGAGUCUAGGCUUGCCCAAAGAUAGGUUCCUUGAAUUCUUCAAAGAACAAACCAGCACCAUUCGAUUCAACCACUAUCCACCUUGCCCAAUUCCUGACCUUGCUCUAGGCGUUGGUCGACACAAGGAUGCCGUGGCCUUGACCCUCCUUGCUCAAGAUGAUGUUGGAGGGUUAGAAGUGAAGAGAAAAACAGAUGGAGAGUGGCUUAGGGUCAAGCCAAACCCAAAUGCCUAUAUCAUCAAUGUUGGUGACAUUAUCCAGGUAUGGAGCAAUGACACUUACGAGAGUGUGGAGCAUAGGGCGAUGGUGAAUUCUGACAGGGAAAGAUUUUCCAUUCCUUAUUUCCUUGCCCCCGCACACUCCACCGAUGUGCAGCCCUUGGAGGAGCUGAUAAAUGAGCAAAACCCUGCCAAAUACAAACCAUACAACUGGGGGAAAUUUUUUGUCACAAGAAGACGUAGUAAUUUCCAGAAGCUUGAUGUUGAGAACAUCCAAAUUUAUCACUUCAAGAUACCCGAAUCGGAGUUGGCAGAAAAAUUGGCCGGAGCAUCGUCCAUUGGCAAGUGCAUAUUACUUGUCGACCACAAUUGGAUGACGGCAGAGAUUGUUGAAAGUAAGAAACUUUUCAAGAAAAUGGUGAUGACUAAUGAGAUUGAUUGGAUCUCUCAAUUGCCUGAUCACAUUAUACACCACAUUCUCUCUUUUCAGCCCGGAAAAAAUGUGGCUCGCAUCAGUGUCUUGUCCAAGACCUGGCAUGGCUUUUGGACUUCGUUUCCGGUAUCUAAUCUUCAAUUUUCUGAACGGUUGUUUGAACGUGGUCUGAAAAGACCAUGUGCAAUUGGAGAAAUUAAAGACUGGAAAACGAAAUUCGCAAGGCUUGUGCACGAUUCUGUUCUCAGACAAUGCCGCCUCAACACAAGUAUUGAAAAGUUUGAACUGUCUAUGUCCUACUACUUGCAUCCGGAUAUUCCUCCUCGUAUUGAUCAUUCUCUUGAAAUGAUCAUUGACCGUGGUGUCAAGGAGGUUCAUGUCAAAUUUAAAGAGAAUUCUGAUCUGCCACCUUCCAUCUUCUCUGCGAAAAGAUUAACUGUCCUUAAAUUGGCUAGAUGUAAUCUCAUAAUGCCUUGCCCUAGCGUAAUUUGGCCUUCUCUCCGCAAGUUUUCUCUGCCAAUCAGCAUUUCAAACAAGCGACUUGAAAAGUUACUGUUCUCAUGGAAUAUUCUAUCACAAGCUACCAUUCAUGCUCGAAGAUUGAAGUCAUUAAAAUACAACUUCAUGGGGUACCCUUUUCGUAUUUGGUGGACAGAACAACAUGACUGGAAGGACAUUCGGAUCGAGCACUGCAAAGGCAAUGGAGUUAGAGAAACUCUUACAUGUGCUGCUUUGUUGAAGUCCCUGCAAUUGCUCUCUCCACGUGUUGGCAAUUCUAUAGAUUACAAAUGUGAAUCAGAAGAUCCAUGCAAAACUGAUGCAGACUGCUUCAUUCUUUGUCCUUCUAAAUAUGGAUUUUGUAAUACGGACAAUGAACUCCCUGAAAAUGUUCCUAAGACCUCAGAGAUUGAUGAAUCACAAGUUGGCUAUUUUGGGUUUGGGGGUUUCUAUGCUCCUAACGAUGAUGAACACAUCCCUAGCCAGAGAGUUGAAAGACUGGGCUCAAACAAGGCCCUCCUGCGUAAGCCUGGUCGUGGGUUUGUGUUGUUUGGUCCUUCUUCUAGGCCCAACGACCUCCUUGGUGCCCAGGACAAGUUGACGUCAAUCCAAGAACAGGAGUCUGGAGGUGAGAUGUUUGAAUUGGUCCCCGAAUUAACCCCAGUAGUAACAGCAACAUGA
Messenger RNA from Dovyalis caffra, 2373 nucleotides. The record is from the annotation of a GenBank genome assembly. Lineage: Eukaryota; Viridiplantae; Streptophyta; Magnoliopsida; Malpighiales; Salicaceae.